AUGUAUGAGGAGCAGGCCACCAAGGUGAAGAUCACGUCUGUGGUGAUUGUGGUGGGCAUGUUGUCCAUGCUGGCAGCCGUGGUGACGGACCACUGGGCAGUACUCAGCCCCCGUGUGGAGAAGCUCAAUGCCACCUGUGAAGCAGCACACUUUGGCCUCUGGAGGCUCUGUAAGAAGAGUAUCUACAUAGUACGAGAGGACCCUCAGGGCAAAGGCUGUGGCCCCAUCAGCUUACCUGGAGCAAAAAACUGCUCUUAUUUUAAACACUUCACAUCGGGAGAAGAGGCUGAAGUUUUUGAAGUAAAGACACAAAAAGAGUACAAUAUCUCUGCUGCAGCCAUCGCCAUCUUCAGCCUGUUCUUCAUGAUCCUGGGCACACUCUGUGUGGUCUUCUCGUUUGGAAAGGGCCGUGACUACCUGCUGAGGCCUGCUGGGAUGUUCUUUGCUUUCGCAGGCCUCUGCAUCAUCAUUUCGGUGGAGGUGAUGCGCCAGUCUGUCAAGAGAAUGAUUGCCAGUGACGAGACCAUCUGGAUUGAAUACUACUACUCGUGGUCCUUCACCUGUGCCUGUGCCGCCUUCACCCUUCUCAUUCUCAGUGGCGCCGCCCUGCUGGUCAUCUCUAUGCCGCACAUGCCCCGCAACCCAUGGGAGACCUGCAUGGAUGCUGAGCCAGAAGUGCUAGACUAAAGGAUUACAACUGAAGAGAGAAAUAUGUGAUACAGCCCUUUAAUGUUUGAAUUGCAUACAGAAUGUGCAGCUGCAAGUUAAAGUUUUUUUUUUCUUCAUGUAAUAGUAGUGUUUCUAUCCCUUUAAGCGUGCUUUACAGUGCAAUCAGAAAUCAUUUAUUAGAGGCUUUCUUUUUAGUAAAACAAGAAAAAGAAAUCUCGUAUGUAAAAAAAAAAAAGUUAUAUAUACUACUCCAUGUACACAGUGUGAAAGAAAGUUAAAUGAGAAAUUAUACAAAAUUUACCUUUAUGAGCUUAUAACCACACUAUAAUGGUUUCCCUCAUCAUUAGAUCACUCAGAGUUGUGUUUUGAUUGAUUCAUACAUGUUUGAGUAAUCCUGCAUUUAAAACUUGAGUGCUCAGAAAAUGUCUGUUUUCACCUACCCCGUAUCCCCGCUGUAGUGGACCAAACAGAAAGGCAAAGACAAGGUAUAAAAAUAAGUUUAAAUUUAAUAAAAUAAAAAUACAGAUUUAACAAAGGCUCAGAUUUGGUAACUCAUUAACAAAAAAACAAAAAACCCGGGCUCAAUUGAACAGAACAAAACUAACCCAACUUGACAAAGGAACAUGUGAGUUUAAAUACCAGAGGACCAACUAAAACUGAACACAAGAGGGGUGAAUUACACUAAAUAAUGAACUAAAAUUACUAACUUAAUCAAAAAAACAAAAAGGCAAAUAAGUAUAACACAGAAAACAAUAAGUGAUAAUAAAGUGACCUUAAACAAACUAGACAAACAAACUUAGCAAAACUAAAAAUGGUGCUCCCCCCCUUUGUUCAGCUUUGAUGGUCUCUGCCGAGGUUCCUCUGUCUGGCCACUCGAACAAAACAAAAAAGAACAAGUGUAAGUAAAUAAUUCUUAUACUAAAAUAUGUGCACCCAAAUUUGAAUACAAGUCUAAAUAAAGGAAUUAAAUAAUGUGUGAUGUAAUUAACUUAAUGUAAAUGAAAUUAAAUGAAAUAAUACUGACACUGUGGAGUGAUGGCAGAGGUCCACCACA
Molecule: messenger RNA, 1723 nt
Organism: Boleophthalmus pectinirostris (great blue-spotted mudskipper)
Lineage: Eukaryota; Metazoa; Chordata; Actinopteri; Gobiiformes; Gobiidae
Gene: cacng1b
Product: calcium channel, voltage-dependent, gamma subunit 1b
Exons: 4
Coding region: 1-687 (228 amino acids)
Biological process (GO): regulation of calcium ion transmembrane transport via high voltage-gated calcium channel; calcium ion transmembrane transport
Cellular component (GO): membrane; L-type voltage-gated calcium channel complex
Molecular function (GO): voltage-gated calcium channel activity; calcium channel regulator activity
Source: RefSeq, a predicted model, not a curated record